This is a messenger RNA of Bicyclus anynana (squinting bush brown), 523 nucleotides long. Its product is annotated as NADH dehydrogenase [ubiquinone] iron-sulfur protein 5. Bases 165 to 467 code for a protein of 100 amino acids. The record is from RefSeq and is a predicted model, not a curated record. Lineage: Eukaryota; Metazoa; Arthropoda; Insecta; Lepidoptera; Nymphalidae. The transcript has 3 exons.
ACAUUGACAAACUGACAUUGUCACAUUGAGAAAUUCGAUUUUUAAAAAAUAUUUUUUGGUCUGGGGAGAAAAUUAUUAGUGAAAUUCAUUUGUUUUAAAUAAAAAACUUGAGACCGGGCAUUUUUAACGCCAAUUAAAUUGAAUGCAGAACAAAUUCUAAAAUAAUGUCUAUCUCACCAUUCCUCCGAAAUCCAGUCACUGACAUCACUGGUGGGUUAGUAUCCCAUCAGAUGCUGGGCAGUUGUCAGAAGCAAGAGAUUCGCUACAUGGACUGUUUGGAGGCCUAUGGGCUUGACCGCGGCAGGGUGAAGUGCUCCGAGUUAUUCGAGGACUUUCACGAAUGUCAAACGAAGACCAAGCAGUUCAAAAGAUUUGUGGCAAUGAGGAAGGAAAGGGAUCGUCAGAUUGCAGAAGGGAAGCUCAAAGGAGAUGAAAAAUAUUUGAGCCCAAGAAUAGACAGUUUCUAAGUCAUGUAAAUUUUGUAGAUAACAUUUAUUCAGCAAAAUAGAGUCUAAAUGUCCUA